AAUGGCUUCAUUUCAUGGCCAUAACUUGCAUUUAUGGCAAAUUUUCACUUUUCUAAUAAUUGGAUUAUUUGCGGCAGCGGGAAAUUGUGAAAAUGGUGAAUUCGAAAGAUUGGUUAUGCCGGGAACUUAUGGCAAACCUACAGAUCAAUCGACAACUGCCAGCGGUCCACAAGGUCGUUCCUAUCUACCCAGGGCUUAUUAUGAUGCGAAUACUGAAUGUUCGGUGGGUACCGAAUGUACACCGCUACACGAUUGCACGGCAAUGAUUUACGAAGUUGCCAAAAUGUGUUACUAUGGCGAUAAAUCAUUGUUCUGUGGUGGCGGUGAGGAAAUGCCCUAUGUCUGUUGUCCCAGUAGCCCAUUGGAGAAGAAUCAAGUUUGUGGAAAAUCACUGGUUCAGGGUCAUUUCUAUCGCGGUUUGGGUACAUAUCCAUUUGUGGCAAGAAUUGGAUUUAAACACAUUAAUACCGGAGCCUUUGCUUAUCCUUGUGCGGGUUCGGUAAUUGCUCGUAGAGUUAUUUUAACAGCUGCCCAUUGUGCUCUGGCCAAGGCUGAUGGUCACCGGUUAUCUUCAGUUCGUGUGGGUGAAUAUGACACAUCCUCUGAUCCUGAUUGUGCCAGUACAGGAUUUUGUGCCCCACGUUCGGUUAAUCAUGCCAUUAGUCAUGUCAUUGUACAUCCGGAUUAUAAACAGGGCCAAUAUCAUCAUGAUAUUGCUUUGUUGGUGUUAAAAACUCCGCUCAAUUAUUCGGUGGCCACCCAACCGAUUUGUUUACAAAAGACACGCAACAACUUGGUGGUGGGCAAGCGGGCCACCAUUGCUGGCUGGGGUAAAAUGUCUACAUCAAGCAGCCGACAACCUGAAAUGUCUUAUUUGGAUGUACCGCUAACCAGUUGGGAUUUGUGUUUGCGUAAUUAUGGUUCAACGGGUGCCUUGGAGUCACCCAAUUCCAUUGAGGGCCAAUGGAUGUGUGCUGGCGGUGAGGGUAAAGAUGUGUGCCAAGGAUUUGGUGGAGCGCCGUUGUUUAUACAAGAGAACGGAAUAUUUUCACAGAUUGGUAUAAUGUCCUUUGGUUCGGAUAAUUGUGGUGGUUUACGCAUCCCUAGUGUCUAUACAUCUGUGGCUCAUUUUGCCGAAUGGAUUCAUGACAAUACACCACCGGAAUAAUUUUUUGUUUUUGGGAGCAGG
Messenger RNA from Musca vetustissima, 1189 nucleotides. RefSeq names its product venom protease. The transcript has 6 exons. Lineage: Eukaryota; Metazoa; Arthropoda; Insecta; Diptera; Muscidae. Gene Ontology annotation, molecular function: serine-type endopeptidase activity. Bases 2 to 1168 code for a protein of 388 amino acids. The record is from RefSeq and is a predicted model, not a curated record. Gene Ontology annotation, biological process: proteolysis.